AUGUGCAAUUCAGAUCCUUCUUCUCCAUCCUCAUUUGUCUCUACUAAAAAAACCCAUUUCUUAAACCCCAAUAAAUCUGAUGAUUUUUACAUAGAUCUUGAACAAGAACUUGUUAGAUGGCCAACUACUUCUGAGGCCUUUGAAGAAAUCAAGGCCAUUGGAAGUAUUUCUGGGCCAACAGCAAUCACAGGUCUGAUAUUGUAUUCGAGGGCUAUGAUUUCAAUGCUUUUUCUUGGAUAUCUUGGGGAGCUUGAGCUUGCAGGGGGAUCCCUUUCCAUUGGUUUUGCAAAUAUAACUGGCUACUCUGUAAUCUCUGGCUUGGCUAUGGGUAUGGAACCCAUUUGCGGACAAGCUUAUGGAGCGAAACAGAUGAAGAUUCUUGGCCUUACUUUACAAAGAACUGUGCUUCUUCUACUUUCUACCUCCAUUCCCAUCUCUUUCAUGUGGCUUAACAUGAAAAGAAUACUCUUUUGGUGUGGCCUAGAUGAAGAAAUCUCAUCAAUGGCUCAUACUUUCAUCGUUUUCGCCAUUCCAGACCUCUUUUUCCUUUCACUCCUUCAUCCUUUGAGAAUUUAUCUAAGGACUCAAGGCAUCACUUUACCAUUAACCUAUUGUUCAGCUAUAUCUGUUCUACUCCAUGUACCACUGAAUUUUCUUCUAGUAAGGUAUUUCAAUAUGGGGAUUGCUGGAGUUUCAUUAGCAAUGGCAUGGACUAAUCUUAAUCUUUUCCUAUUGCUAUGCUCAUUCAUUUACUUUUCCGGAGUGUACAAGGACUCGUGGGUGGCUCCAAGCAUCGACUGCCUCCGGGGAUGGUCUUCUUUGCUGGCUUUAGCAGUUCCUACUUGUGUCUCAGUUUGCCUUGAGUGGUGGUGGUAUGAAUUCAUGAUCAUGCUUUGUGGGUUCCUACCCAACCCCAAAGCAACAAUUGCUUCAAUGGGAAUUCUAAUCCAAACCACCUCUUUAGUCUAUGUAUUCCCCUCAGCCCUCAGCCUUGGAGUCUCCACUAGGGUUGGGAAUGAGCUCGGCGCCAGAAGGCCGGCAAGAGCCCGGAUAUCAAUGAUAGUCUCUCUUACUCUCGCAGUGGCAUUAGGCCUCGCCGCCAUGUCGUUCACGACAUUAAUGAGGCAUCAAUGGGCUAAGUUCUUUACAAAUGAUCCAGAAAUCCUUGAACUCACCGCGGUGGUGCUGCCGAUAGCUGGCCUCUGUGAGCUUGGAAACUGCCCGCAAACCACCGGUUGUGGGGUGUUGAGAGGAAGCGCAAGGCCGAAAAUCGGAGCAAACAUCAACCUAGGCUCAUUUUACUUGGUGGGAAUGCCAGUGGCCAUUUUAAUGGGAUUUUUUUUGAAAAUGGGGUUUGCUGGGCUAUGGCUAGGCUUGCUUUCAGCACAGGGAUCAUGUGCAUUGCUCAUGUUUUAUGUUCUGUGCACAACAGAUUGGAUUGUUGAAGAAGAAAGAGCAAAUAAGCUGACAACAGAAUCAAAUAUGGAAACUAACAGCAAAAUGGACAGUAAUCUUGAUGAGAUUUUGAGCUCUAAUAAUGAUGAGUUUGUGAUGAAGACAGCUUCACUUGAAACAGACCCUCUUACAACUACACAAAUUCUGCAUUAA
This is a messenger RNA of Fraxinus pennsylvanica, 1608 nucleotides long. The record is from the annotation of a GenBank genome assembly. NCBI's taxonomy places the organism in Eukaryota, Viridiplantae, Streptophyta, Magnoliopsida, Lamiales, Oleaceae.